ACCCACAUCAACUAAAAAGCUUUCUUUUAGAAUUUCGAAUUGGGUCUUCUUGAUUUUCCUUUUCCAUUCCUUUGUUUCUUUUUCUUCCUCUGUUCAUGGCUCCCCCAAAUGAUCCUGCCAACCCUAAUUUCGAUAUUUUAAGAACUCAAAGUUCUGAAAAAUACUUCGAUUUGUCCGAUGGGAAGUUCAGUCUCAAAGGUGUCACUUUGCUGUCCGAAGUUCCUAGCAAUGUCUCAUUCAGUAGAUUUUCUCCUGUCCCCAAUUCCUCUGAUGCUCCACUUCCCCUGUUUCAGCAUGUCCAGUCAUUUUCCCACAAAGGUGGAUUCCUAGGAUUCAAAACUGAGCAACCAUCAGACAGAAUCAUGAACUCCUUGGGAAAAUUCACUGGCAGGAAUUUUCUAAGCGUCUUUAGAUUUAAAACAUGGUGGUCUACCAUGUGGGUAGGAAAUUCUGGUUCGGAUUUACAAAUGGAAACCCAAUGGGUUCUCUUGGACGUCCCUGAAACAAGAUCCUAUGUCCUGAUCAUACCAUCAAUUGAAGAAAAAUUCAGGUCAGCUCUUCAUCCGGGAAGUGAUGGGCAUCUCAUGAUUUGUGCAGAAAGUGGCUCUACCCAAGUGAAAUCAUCAUCUUUUGAUUCCAUUGCUUAUGUUCAUGUGUCCAAUAAUCCCUACAAUUUGAUGAAAGAAGCUUAUAGCUCCCUCAGGGUUCAUCUCAACACCUUCAGGCUUAGAGAAGAGAAACCAAUCCCUCCUCUUGUUGACAAGUUCGGUUGGUGCACUUGGGAUGCUUUCUACUUGGCUGUAGAACCCGCCGGAAUCUGGCACGGACUCGAUGAAUUCGUGGGCGGCGGUGUGCAGCCCAGGUUUCUCAUCAUAGAUGAUGGGUGGCAGAGCAUCAACAUGGACGGUGACAACCCGAAUGAAGACACAAAAAAUCUCGUUUUGGGGGGCACUCAGAUGACCGCUAGGAUUCACCGGUUCGAGGAAUGUGAUAAGUUCAGAAUGUACAAAAGUGGACAGAUGCUGAGUCCUAAUGCUCCUUCCUUUGAUCCAAAGAGGCCAAAGAUGCUAAUUGCAAAAGCCAUCGAAGUCGAGCAUGCAGAGAAGGCUCGGGACAAGGCAAUUCAAUUGGGCAUCACUGACUUGUCUCCGUUCGAAUCGCAGAUUCAGAAGUUGAAGCAGGAGCUGAACGAGAUGGAUGGUACAGGGGAGGAAGUUUCUUUCAGCAAAUCAUGUGGAAGCUGUUCUUGUAAAGAAGCUGUUGCUGGUACUGGUAGUGGUGGACUGAAGGCUUUUACUCAGGAUUUGAGAACAAAAUUCAAAGGUUUGGAUGAUAUUUAUGUGUGGCAUGCUCUUUGCGGUGCUUGGGGCGGCGUUAGGCCGGGGGCCGCUCAUCUCGAUGCGAAGGUAGUCCCUUGUAAACUCUCUCCGGGACUCGAUGGGACAAUGAGCGAUCUUGCAGUGGUGAAAAUUGUUGAGGGUGGCAUUGGGCUUGUUCAUCCGGACCAAGCAGUCGAGUUCUAUGAUUCAAUGCACUCCUAUCUAUCCGAAGUUGGAGUUACAGGGGUUAAAGUUGAUGUCAUUCAUACACUUGAAUAUGUGAGUGAGGAAUAUGGAGGCCGGGUCGAGCUCGCAAAGAAGUAUUACAAGGGGCUGACGAAAUCGCUGCAGAAGAACUUCAAUGGGAGUGGACUCCUUUCUAGUAUGCAGCAGUGCAAUGACUUCUUCUUCCUCGGGACAUCACAGAUAUCCUUCGGAAGAGCCGGUGAUGAUUUCUGGUUUCAAGAUCCAAAUGGGGAUCCAAUGGGGGUUUAUUGGUUGCAAGGUGUUCAUAUGAUCCAUUGUGCAUACAACAGCUUGUGGAUGGGUCAGAUGCUACAACCAGAUUGGGACAUGUUCCAAUCUGAUCAUCUGUGCGCAAAAUUCCAUGCUGGCUCUAGGGCAAUUUGUGGCGGACCGGUGUAUGUUAGCGACUCGGUUGGAGGCCACAAUUUCGAUCUUAUAAAGAAGCUCGUCUUCCCGGACGGUACCAUUCCUAAGUGCCAGCAUUUUGCCCUCCCCACAAGAGAUUGCCUCUUCGCUAAUCCCCUUUUUGACAGCAAAACAGUUCUCAAGAUUUGGAACUUAAACAAGUAUGGAGGCGUGAUCGGAGCAUUCAACUGCCAAGGAGCGGGCUGGGACCCAAAGGAGCAGAGGAUCAAGGGCUACUCAGAGUGCUACAAGCCAAUGUCGGGUUCAAUCCAUGUGAAGGACAUCGAAUGGGACCAAAAGGAUGAAGCAACAACUGAAAUGGGCGAAGCCAAAGAGUUUGUGCUCUACCUCAACCAAGCUGAGGAACUGCAGCUGGUGACCCCUAAGUCCAAACCCAUUCAAGUCACCAUCCAGCCCUCCUCAUUUGAGAUCUUCAGCUUCGUGCCGCUGAAGAAGCUCGGUCCUGUCGCUAAGUUUGCCCCGAUCGGGCUAACGAACAUGUUCAACAGCGGAGGAACCCUGCAGGGACUGGAAUUCAGUGAAGGUGGAGAUGGGGUUGCCUCAAGAAUCAAAGUGAAGGGAGGCGGGAAGUUCUUGGCAUAUGCAAGUUGUAUGCCCAAGAAGUGCAGUUUGAAUGGCGUGGAGGCGAGCUGCGAGUGGUCAGCCGAUGGCAGACUUGCCCUGCAGCUUCCUUGGAUUGAGGAGGCUUCUGGUAUUUCUGAUAUCUGUUUCCUCUUUUGAACGUGAUCUUGUGUUUCUAUGAAGUCGGAUGUUUACACUCCUAAGUUUGAAUUAUUGGGAGUGACUGUUUUUUUCCCUUCAGUCCUCUUUUCUGCAGUGUUUCAAGAAUUAAUCUUCUGUUUAUUUUGCCCAUUUUUCAUUUCAAUGCCUUUGGUUUUAAAAUUA
This is a messenger RNA of Malania oleifera, 2876 nucleotides long. Its product is annotated as stachyose synthase. The transcript has 4 exons. Bases 96 to 2711 code for a protein of 871 amino acids. Lineage: Eukaryota; Viridiplantae; Streptophyta; Magnoliopsida; Santalales; Ximeniaceae. The record is from RefSeq and is a predicted model, not a curated record.